This is a messenger RNA of Synchiropus splendidus (mandarinfish), 1725 nucleotides long. RefSeq names its product retinal degeneration 3, GUCY2D regulator (gene rd3). The transcript is spliced from 3 exons. The coding region runs from base 168 to 815 and encodes 215 amino acids. NCBI's taxonomy places the organism in Eukaryota, Metazoa, Chordata, Actinopteri, Syngnathiformes, Callionymidae. The record is from RefSeq and is a predicted model, not a curated record.
GGAGGAGGAGGAGGAGGAGGGGGGAGAUAAGAGUGAGAGAAGACAAGCCAGCUUCCAUUUCUCUUCAGCACCACCAUCUGCACCGUCUAAGUCCACCUUCUAUCCAGUCAGGAGCUGCUGGAAACUUGGACAGAAGGAGACAACAAGGGGGGCUGUAAAAGGGGGACAUGGCCUCCUGGUUCAGCUGGAACGAGCCGUACUACCGGAGCCCCCGGCGGGACCCGACAGACGUGGUGACCGACACCUUGAUGCUGGAGCUGACCUGGCAGCUGAAGGAGGCGGAGAGGCAGCAGAGAGAGAGGGAGAGCGAGUACCGGCGUCUGAAGACGGGAGUGGACUACAGCUGGUUGGCCAGCACGCCGCGCUCCACCUUCACCAUCAGCACCGGCGAGAGGCUGGGCCUGGAGGACCUGUGCUCCAAGGUUCCGCCUGUCAGCUGCGGCCUGGUCAUUCUGAAGUUUCGGGAAGCGAUGCAAGCCAACGAGCCCGAGGUCCAGGACGUGUCCGCCCUCUUCCGCUCCGUCCUCCUGGAGGCAGUGCAGAACCUCAAGGAGGAGCAGCAGGCGCAACGGCUCACGCGCCAGUGGACCAACAAACGCGCCAUGAGCGUCUCCCUCAUGAACUUCCGCUCCAGGAUCAAGAUCAACCCGUUCGGGAGCGCGACCACUCUGACCCCGUCCGCGGCCAACGGGGCGCCGCUGAGCGACCUGAAGACGGUGUCGGAGGAUGUGGAGCGAGGGACGGAGAGGGAGGAGCGGGUGUGGAGCAUGCCCGACUUUAGAUACAAGGGGACGGGGAGCAGUGAGGUUGUCUGACCAGCCGCCCGCUGGAACUUCACGAACAAUCCCUGAACCUUUCACCUGACUCAUUUACAAAGACUGUGCUGAGCUCAGAAGCAACCAGGAAGCUGCAUCUCCCCCUAUUUCUAUGUGUUCAUCGGGUGUCUAUUCCACCAUUCAUCCCAUCAGCAAUGAAAAUGGUCGGUAAAAAUCAUAAUAAUAUAUUCUUUGUUUUUUUUUUUUUUUUAAAGUCACUUCAGUUAUCAAUAAGUAGGAAGCUAUAUUUGUGUGGUAACGUUCACUAUAAUGAUUGAGUUACCAUAAAGAAUAUUAUUAGGAUUUAAAUAUUAGAUUUUCAUCAUAUAAAUUAUAAACAAAUAAUAAUAGAUAUUAUAUAAUAACUUUUUUUUUCUAUAAUACUCAUUGAAAAUGAAAUUAAAAACAAAGAACAAACUGGAAGAUAUCUUAACUGAGAAGCUUUUUUUCAUGGCAAUAUUUGUCGAAUAUUUGUUGAAUUAAACACUUCAUUUUGCUAUUUAUGACUGAUAUUUACAAUAGAUUUAUGAAUUUGAUCAUACCACAUGACUAAGUGGAGGCUUCGUGUCAGAUGAUACUUAAGAUUAAAUUAUCUUUGCUGGACAGAUUCAAAUACCCAUAUUCACACAACAUAAAAAACGACUUUAAUAUGGUAUAACAUGAGCUAAAAUGACAACUGCAGUCGCUCAGCCAGGCGCCUCUGAACUUAUGGCCCUUCUGUUCAGCAUCUCUCAUGUACGAGAAACGCUUCCCUCUUUGAAGUGAAAAGAGGUUCAUACUGAGUGUGAGUCGUGUGCUGCUGGAUGAAAGAUUCCGCUGCGUGGGAUUCUCACAUCUAUUCACCGCUCAAGGUCUGAGAGCUUCCACACGGCUGCCUUCAUCAGGACAAAUAAACGAGUGCUUUAUAUCA